This is a messenger RNA of Hippocampus zosterae (dwarf seahorse), 2191 nucleotides long. It is a transcript of the gene plpp6, whose product is annotated as phospholipid phosphatase 6. Bases 452 to 1318 code for a protein of 288 amino acids. Gene Ontology annotation, molecular function: sphingosine-1-phosphate phosphatase activity. The record is from RefSeq and is a predicted model, not a curated record. The transcript is spliced from 2 exons. NCBI's taxonomy places the organism in Eukaryota, Metazoa, Chordata, Actinopteri, Syngnathiformes, Syngnathidae.
UGACAGCUACAGUUUCAUUGAUACUUUUGGAUUUAAACGACAGAAAGGAAGCAAAGGAAUAAUAAAGGAAGGACUGGAAGGUCGAAAUGAAGGAAACAAGGAUGGUGUGAAAGGAACAAUGGAAGUAAGAAAACAUCGAAGGAUAAAUAUAAGGUAGUGGAUGGUAAAGUGAUGCUAUGAAGGGAUGACCGGAAGGAAAUAGUGAAAGAGAAGGGAAGGAUUAAGAAGAAAGCAAACAUUUCACACGCUGUCUUUCGUUGACUGAACAGAAAAACACAACUUCCCAGCUGGCUUUGCGAUAGAAAAACAAACAUGGCCUCCUAGGGUUUCACUACGUGAUAUCAAUACUGAACCUUUGCGGGCGACGAAAUAAACCGGAGACAACCUCCACGACACUGCGGAAACGUUUUCACUGUGGUGCCAGGUCGCCGUAACGACACUAGCCGACAAAAUGUCUUCACCGAAGGCCAAAACCCCAGGCCGCGCCGGCAGCGGUUGCGGGGGGAGCCCGGUGCUUGGCGGCACCAACAACGGCCGCUAUGAGUUCAUGUCGCUUACCAAGCCGCUGAGCCGGUCCUCGACGCCACCUCAUCUCCUCCAGCGGCAGAGCUCCGACACGGCCACCGCGCGCCUCCGCGCCUCGGAGAGCCCCACUCGUCGCCGCGGCUCCAGCUCGUCCACCGGUUCGGGGCCACCGGAGGAAGACGGCAUUCGGCUCAACCCGUCGCUCUUUCGGGUGGCCCUCAGCUCGCUGCUCGCCAUCGACCUGUGGCUGUCCAAGAGUAUUGGGGUGUGCGCCCGGGAGGACUCGUCGUGGGGGAGUGCGCGGCCCCUCAUGAAGCUCAUCGAGGUGACGGGCCACGGCAUCCCCUGGCUGGCUGGAACCGCCUACUGCCUCUACAAGAGUGACACUGCUGCCGGCCAGGAGGUCAUGCUCAACCUCUUCAUGGGUCUUCUGCUGGAUCUGGUCCUCGUUGCCGCGGUGAAAGCGACAGUGCGUCGGCGACGUCCGGCACACAACCGCAUGGACAUGUUCGCCAGCUUCUCGGUGGACCGCUACUCCUUCCCGUCGGGUCACGCCACCCGUGCCGCCAUGUGCGCCCGCUUCCUGCUGGCGCACUUGGUGCUGGCUGCUCCGUUGCGGGUCCUGGUGUUGCUGUGGGCGGCCACGGUGGGGCUGAGCCGCGUCAUGUUGGGCCGCCACAACGUCACAGACGUGGCUUUUGGCUUCUGGAUGGGCUACUGCCAGUAUAACCUGCUGGAGGCACUCUGGCUCUCGCCUCAGAUGCUGCACGUGCUGCUGGGACACACUGCGUAACAGAGACUCGCCAUUGUUGUUAUUGUGGAAACGCUGAAGAGCAGCCACACACUUUUUCGACACUCGUUCCACAUUUCUCAAAUGAUUCAAAGCAUUCCAAUUUCAAAAUAUUCACAAAAUUCAGGAGAUCCUGAAUAGGUUUUAUUUUCCAGAGUCACAUUCCAAAUUUGCACCGUUUUAUGAAUCGCAAAGUGCAAACUAUUAGAUUUCAGCCUCAGCUCUUCAGCAUUCACACACAGUUUCUACAGGAAUCACAUUCUCUUGUUUUUAUUGUAGCUGCUCUACUGUGGAUCAUGUGAAAUAUUUAUUUUCCCACACGAGGGUGUUGUUGCUUACUUUUAGUCUGGUCCAUUUUUUUUUUUAAAUUGUGCCUCUGUGGUUGCUUAAUGCUAUGCUCAAUGCUAUUCUUGUUUUGCUGUGCAGCACAUACUGUAAAUACACAGAAUACAUUCAGACUGUUAAAUCAUGAGAUGCGAGGAGCAUGAACAUUUUUUGGGUGUGUUUUUGCUUUUACCUUUGGCUCUGUCUGUGGGUCAUUUUCUAGUGGGUGUGGUUUCAUGCUUCAACGUGGAUGAGUACAAUCCCUGAAAGCAUGAACUGUGACCACUAGAUAAAUAAUGGAGUAUGUCUUUUUUUUAACAUUUGAUUUCUGCUCCAUCUGCCUUUUUGUAUUUGGUGACAUCCAUAAUUUAGAAACAACAGGGUUCUUGUUUUGACAUGCAGCUCAUCCGUUUUGCUGUUAUGAAAUAAUAAUAAUCUUGAAUUCGAAACAAUUUACUGCCAUGAGGAGUAUGACGUCAUUUUCCGUUUGGCCUUUUUUUCUAUUAGGUGUUCUUAUGGCAAAAAGGAGUAUUAAAUUUCAUGAAGUAGUAA